AUGUAUGCAAGCACGACCACACAGCCCCAGAUUGCUUAUGCAGUGUCACAGCUGUCCAAGGUGGUGUCUUGUCCCAAGGCAUUUCACUUGCAGGCUGCUAAGAGAGUGCUAAGCCCAUUUCUCACUAUUUCCAUCACCCCGCCCCGUUCUCCCGCUUUCCAUCACCCCGCCGCGAUCUCCCGCUUUCCAUCACCCCGCCCCAUUCUCCCUCUUUACAUCACCUCGCCCCAUUCUCCCUCUUUCCAUCACCCAGCCCCAUUCUCCCGCUUUCCAUCACGCCGCCCCAUUCUCCCUCUUUCCAUCACCCCGCCCCAUUCUCCCGCUUUCCAUCACCCCGCCCCAUUCUCCCUCUUUCCAUCACCCCGCCCCAUUCUCCCGCUUUCCAUCACCCCGCCCCAUUCUCCCUCUUUCCAUCACCCCGCCCCAUUCUCCCGCUUUCCAUCACCCCGCCCCAUUCUCCCUCUUUCCAUCACCCCGCCCCAUUCUCCCGCUUUCCAUCAUCCUGCCCCAUUCUCCCGCUUUCCAUCACCCCGCCUCAUUGUCCCUCUUUCCAUCGCCCCGCCCCAUUCUCCCGCUUUCCAUCACCCCGCCCCAUUCUCCCUCUUUCCAUCACCCCGCCCCGUUCUCCUGCUUUCCAUCACCCCCCCCCAUUCUCUCGUUUUCCAUCACCCCGCCCCAUUCUCUCGCUUUCCAUCACCCCGCCCCAUUCUCCCACUUUCCAUCACCCAGCCCCAUUCGCCAUUCGGGCGCAAGCGAAUCGGGCGCAAGCGAGUCGGGCGCAAGCGAAUCGGAUGCAAGCGAAUCGGGCGCAUGGGAAUCAGGCGCAAGGGAAUCGGGCGCAAGGGAAUCGGGCGAUCGGGCGCAAGCGAAUCGGGCGCAAGCGAGUCGGGCCCAAGCGGGUCGGGCGCAAGUGAAUCGGGCGCAAGGGAGUCGGGCGCAACGGAGUCGGGCGCAAGCGAAUCGGGCGCAAGCGAAUCGGGCGCAAGGGAAUCGGGCGCAAGCGAAUCGGGCGCAAGAGAAUCGGGCGCAAGGGAGUCGGGCGCAAGGGAGUCGGGCGCAAGGGAAUCGGGCGCAAGCGAGUCGGGCGCAAGGGAAUCGGGCGCAAGCGAAUCAGGCGCAAGCGAAUCGGGUGCAAGGGAGUCGGGCGCAAGGGAAUCGGGCGCAAGCGAAUCGGGCGCAAGGGAAUCGGGCGGAAGGGAUUCGCGCGCAAGGGAAUCGGGCGCAAGGGAAUCGGGCGCAAGCGAGUCGGGCGCAAGCGAGUCGGGCGCAAGCGAGUCGGGCCCAAGCGGGUCGGGCGCAAGUGAAUCGGGCGCAAGGGAGUCGGGCGCAACGGAGUCGGGCGCAAGCAAAUCGGGCGCAAGCGAAUCGGGCGCAAGCGAAUCGGGCGCAAGGGAAUCGGGCGCAAGCGAAUCGGGCGCAAGAGAAUCGGGCGCAAGGGAGUCGGGCGCAAGGGAGUCGGGCGCAAGGGAAUCGGGCGCAAGCGAGUCGGGCGCAAGGGAAUUGGGCGCAAGCGAAUCGGGCGCAAGCGAAUCGGGUGCAAGGGAGUCGGGCGCAAGGGAAUCGGGCUCAAGCGAAUCGGGCGCAAGGGAAUCGGGCGGAAGGGAUUCGGGCGCAAGGGAAUCGGGCGCAAGGGAAUCGGGCGCAAGCGAGUCGGGCGCAAGCGAGUCGGGCGCAAGCGAGUCGGACGCAAGCGAAUUGGGCGUAAGCGAAUCGGGCGCAAGCGAAUCGGGCGCAAGCGAGUCGGAGGCAAGGGAAUCGGGCGCAAGGGAAUCGGGCGCAAGGAAAUCGGGCGCAAGGGAAUCGGGCGCAAGCGAAUCAAACGCAAGCGAAUCGGGCGCAAGCGAAUCGGGCGCAAGCGAAUCGGGCGCAAGGGAGUCGGGCAAGCGGGAGAAUGGGGCGUAG
Molecule: messenger RNA, 1902 nt
Organism: Closterium sp. Naga37s-1
Lineage: Eukaryota; Viridiplantae; Streptophyta; Zygnematophyceae; Desmidiales; Closteriaceae
Source: the annotation of a GenBank genome assembly